Messenger RNA from Carya illinoinensis, 2053 nucleotides. RefSeq names its product trehalose-phosphate phosphatase A-like. The record is from RefSeq and is a predicted model, not a curated record. The transcript is spliced from 12 exons. Bases 597 to 1757 code for a protein of 386 amino acids. Gene Ontology annotation, molecular function: trehalose-phosphatase activity. Lineage: Eukaryota; Viridiplantae; Streptophyta; Magnoliopsida; Fagales; Juglandaceae. Gene Ontology annotation, biological process: trehalose biosynthetic process.
CACGUUUCGUCAAGACAGAAGAACCUAUAUAAAUACCACAGUUCUAUUUGGUUGUCAAUUUACCCUCUCUUUUCAUUUGAUUUUGGCGUCGAUUUUUUGCUCGUCUCUCGUUCUCUGCGAAUCCUGUAAUUUUAUGCCCGCUCCUUCCUUCUUCAGCUGGUGAUUCUCAUUCAUUUUCUGCAGCUCAGUCUAUUAUUACCUGCCUGUUUGGCUCCCAAGAAAAUCUUCCAGCAACAAAAGCAUAAGUUCUAACGGAGCGUUUCGUUUCUUGGUCAAUACUGGUUUUGUUAUUCAUUUUGGUGGCAGUUUCUGAAGGUUUUUCGAUUAGACAACUGCAUUCCUCAAUAUCCGGUUCACGCACUUGGGUUCUUGAAGCCACCGCAUUCCUCAAUAAGUUUGUGGUGCCCUGCAUUUGAUGUACUGCUGCUUGCUGAGUGGUAGUGACAAGAAGACACAAAGAGGUGGUUUUUAUCGAUAAAAGUUUGGGUGAAGAAGAUAUCUAAGAUUAAUCUGUUGCUCUUCAUCUCUGUAGAUUAAUCUGCUGUUACAUUCUUACAUAGUUAUUGCAAUAUAAGUGGUGCUACAUAUCUUGAUCGAUGGACCUAAAGUCAAAUAAUGCUGCUCCUGUUCUUACCGAUCCUGCUGCUCCCAUGAACAAGUCAAGACUAGGCAUGCAUUCCAGACUGUUGCCUUAUUCACCUCCACUAACAGUUUUCCCUCCAGGCUUUCUUUUAGCAAUCCCUAGAAAGAAGACUGGAAUACUUGAUGAAUUUCGAUCUAGCAUCUGGCUGGAUGCGAUGAAAUCUUCAUCUCCUCCUCCUAAGAAGAUAACCAAGGAUGUUAGUAACGAGUAUCCAUCAACUGAUGCUGAUGUUGCAUACAAUGCCUGGAUGGCUAAGUAUCCAUCAGCAAUUGCGUCAUUUGAGCAAAUAGCAAAUCAUGCAAAAGGAAAGAGAAUAGCAUUGUUUCUGGAUUAUGAUGGGACACUUUCACCAAUAGUAGAUAAUCCUGAAUGCGCAUUCAUGUCUGAUGCUAUGCGUGCUAAUGUGAAAAACGCGGCAAAAUACUUCCCAACAGCUAUAAUUAGUGGAAGAAGCCGAGACAAGGUUUAUGAGUUUGUAAGGCUAACAGAACUCUAUUAUGCGGGUAGUCAUGGGAUGGAUAUCAUGGGUCCUGUUAGAGAACACAUAUGUAAUGACAUGCCCAAUUGUAUUAGGUCGAUGGAUGAACAGGGUAAGGAAGUUAAUUUAUUCCAGCCUGCUGGUGAAUUUUUACCCGUGAUUGAUGAGGUUUUUAGAUCCCUCGUUCAAUGCACCAAAGAUAUUAUAGGAGCAAAAGUUGAGAAUAAUAAGUUCUGUGUCUCUGUACAUUACCGUAAUGUAGAUGAGGAGAGUUGGACUAUAGUAGCUCAAUGUGUUCAUGACGUUCUAAAAGACUACCCACAUCUGCGUUUGACUCAUGGUCGCAAGGUUUUAGAGGUUCGCCCUGUGAUCAAUUGGGAUAAGGGAAAAGCUGUCACGUUUUUACUGGAAUCACUCGGGUUGAGUCACUGUGAUGAUGUGCUCCCCAUAUAUGUUGGAGAUGACCGGACAGAUGAGGACGCAUUUAAGGUUUUGAGAGAGGGCAAUCGAGGUUAUGGGAUUUUAGUCGGUUCUGCACCCAAGGAAAGCAAUGCAGCUUACUCGCUGAGGGAUCCAUUGGAGGUCAUGGAAUUUCUCAAGUCACUGGUGACAAUGAAGAAGUCAAGUGCUUUAUAAAUAUUAUGACGGCUACAAAGAGUAAAGCAGCCUACAUCACGUUUUGUGUUUUCUAGAGAAUAUAUGGAGAGGUUUUGAAGUACAGUUUGGUUGGAUCAUUGAUUAGUGUUGGACCACAGCUCAGAGCUUCUUGUCUUAUAUAUAUAUAUAUAUAUAGAUAUAGAUAUAUAUCCUGUUAUUGGCUCUAAGGAUGCCUUCAUAUCUUCAUGCACAAGUGUAUCAAUUAUUCAUUACUUAGAAACAUUUGUUAAUUCUUUUAAAUAUUAAUAUUUGAAUGUUCAUAAGAUUUUGAUGUA